UGAUUGGAAAACCUAACCCCACAUCCCAAAAAAAGGUCGAAAGAUUCAUCCCAUGAGAUCUUACUAUGAUUUGUUCAUUAAUUUAGUAUGACCUUUAUUUUGAAAUUAAGUACUAUAAUAAUUAUGCACUGAUUUAAAUUUAAAGAAAUCUCACCUUCAGUAAUUCUCAACAAUGGACCAUAAGACUAUUGAAUUGGAUCAAGGAUGGGAUUGCAUACAGAAGGGGAUCACAAAAUUGAAGAAGAUUUUGGAGGAGCAGCCAGAGCAACCAUUUAGCGUAGAAGAAAAAAUGAACCUUUACACAACAAUCUACAACAUGUGUACACAGAAGCCUCCUCAUGAUUAUUCCCAACAGCUUUAUGACAAGUACCGGGAAGCUUUCGAGGAGUAUAUUACUUCAACGAAAGUGCAACAUGAGUUGCUGGUGGUCUUUGCUGACCCACUACUUGGAAAAGAGUAUUCUGGAUGUCGUGCAUUGCUCAGAGAUGAUAAGGUGGAUGAUCUUUCUAGGAUGUACAGGCUUUACCAUAAAAUACCCAAGGGAUUGGAACCGAUUGCUAAUACAUUCAAGCAGCAUGUCACUAAUGAAGGUACUGUCCUCGUUCAACAAGCUGAAGAUGCUGCAAGUAACCAGGCUACAACUUCUUCUGGUGCCCCAGAGCAGGUCCUCAUCAGGAAAAUAAUUGAAUUGCAUGAUAAGUACAUGGCCUACGUGACUGACUUUUGAGCAGAAGACUAUUGAACUGGUUGUCUCUACCUAUCAGGCUGCUGUCCUGCUGCUUUUCAAUUCUUCUGAUCGCUUGAGCUACUCAGAGAUCAUGGCUCAAUUGAAUUUGA
Rubroshorea leprosula is the source of this 837-nucleotide messenger RNA. Lineage: Eukaryota; Viridiplantae; Streptophyta; Magnoliopsida; Malvales; Dipterocarpaceae. The record is from the annotation of a GenBank genome assembly.